AAAAAAAGGAACGCCGUCCCCAAAUUGUGCCAACUCCGAGAUCGAGCAGGGAUGGUGCACCCCGGCUGGGUCUGCCUGCUGCAGAGCCUCCUCCUGCUGGCCAGAGCGCGGCAGAGUCGCGGCCCCGCCGGCGCCUGCCCGCUGCGCGGAAAGACUGAACUGAACUCCUUUCUGUGGACCAUCAAGAGAGAUCCCCCAUCUUACUUCUUUGGCACCAUCCAUGUCCCAUACACCCGUGUCUGGGAUUUCAUCCCAGAGAACUCCAAGAAGGCCUUUCAGCAGAGUCACAUAGUGUACUUUGAGCUGGACCUCACCGACCCCUACACCAUCUCUGCUCUCACCAGCUGCCAGCUGCUGCCACAGGGGGAGAACCUUCAGGACUUGCUGCCCCGUGACAUCUACCGCCGGCUCAAGCAGCACCUGGAAUAUGUCAAACUCAUGAUGCCAUCUUGGAUGACACCAGACCAGCGGGGCAAGGGGCUGUAUGCAGACUACCUCUUCAAUGCCAUUGCGGGCAACUGGGAGCGGAAGAGGCCAGUGUGGGUGAUGCUGAUGGUGAACUCUCUGACGGAGGUAGACAUCAAGUCUCGAGGAGUGCCCGUCCUGGAUCUGUAUCUGGCCCAGGAAGCAGAACGGCUUAGGAAGCAAACAGGCGCUGUGGAGAAGGUGGAGGAGCAGUGCCACCCACUGAACGGGCUUAACUUCUCCCAGGUGAUCUUUGCUUUGAAUCAGACUCUCUUGCAGCAGGAGAGCCUCCGAGCAGGCAGUUUCCAGAUCCCCUAUACGACAGAAGAUCUUAUCAAGCAUUACAACUGUGGAGACCUCAACUCUAUCAUCUUCAACCAUGACACUUCUCAAGUCCCAAAUUUCAUUAAUGCUACACUGCCAGCCCAUGAGCGUAUUACUGCCCAAGAGAUAGACAGCUACUUCCGUCAGGAGCUCAUCUACAAGCGAAAUGAGCGAAUGGGAAGGAGGGUGAAGGAGCUGCUGGAAGAAUACCCUGACAAGAGCUUCUUUUUUGCAUUUGGAGCUGGUCACUUCAUGGGCAACAACACAGUGAUCGAUGUUUUGAGGAGAGAAGGGUAUGAUGUAGAGCACACCCCAGCUGGACAAGCCAUCAACAACGGAAAACUCCCCAAAACUUUGUUAGCCUUCUCAUCGUCCUCACCAGCACAUCAUCCUUAUGUAGUGUCCCAGGAGCUCCCACUGCCGUUGCAUACCCUGAAAGAGGAGGAGGAAGAACUCUUGCCUCACCUGCUGCUACCUGAUGGCAUCGAUGUGCUGGAGAAGGUAGAGAGAAAGUACAAAAAGAAGAAGCAACAGCAGAAGAAGCAAAGACUGCGGCAGUUUAAUGACCUAUGGGUUCGCUUUGAAGAAAGGACCUCCUCUUGUGACCAUGCUGACUCAUGAGAAACAUGUCCUCCCUCAUCUUAGAAGGUCUUCAUAGCACAGGAGGGUCUCAUGAGAUUUUUUGUCUCACUUGUGAGAGGACUUACAGAAAAUUCAGGCCUUGGCAACUUGCAUGCACAGCAGAUCCCUGCCCCUGUGAGACAUCAAAGGAUAUGAUUUCUUCAGAUUUCUCUUCCUAUGAAAAUGCUUCACUGCUUUUUGUUGCUUGUAAAAAGCACAUUUUUCCUCCUCCUCCUGCUCACAGUUCUGCUUUCCUCCAGGAGGAAAAAUGUUUCUAGGUGUGUUAACAGAGUUUUCAUCUAAAGACCUCAAAUCCUGGUCCAUUUCCAGGAGGACUGUAUGUAAACAAAGCCUUAGAUUGGUGAGGAAAACAAAGAAAGCAGAGUCUGAAUAUUGCUGUUUGCAACAGGAAAGAAGUUUUUACGCCCUGGGGUACAAGACAGAAUCAAUUCAUUGCAUAUUCUUUACCAAAAGACAUCAACAUCUCAGAGACAUUCUGUUUUCCACGGGAUGACAUAGCAGACAGGUUGGUGAUGUGCUCCUCUCUGUCUCCCUCUCUGACUGGUCAUCUGCUGGCAUAAACUCUCAUAGAGUUGGUGUGUCUGGCCUUAUUUUCCUUGGGCUCAAUGUGAUCUGAACAGAUCUGCUCAAAUGGGGCAUAGCUUAGUUACAGCCACACACUGCAAGCCUGACAAACUGAGCAAAUGCUUGUGUAUUUAUGAGUGCAUGUGAGGCAGGCACGAAAAGCAUUACACCAGAAUGUUCUGCUAUCUGCUAGCCCAUGCUUUGGCAUUGUGGAGUUGCUGUCCCCUCUCAGAUGUGGCACAGACUCAGUGGGGUCUGCAAACACUGGAAGAAGGGGUUGGAGAGCUCUCACGCCCUUUUUCCAUUACCAGAUAAAGGCUGCCCUUCAUGAAAUAGUCGCAGACUGACAGUUCUCUUUAUUCACUCCUGCACAGUUACUCUUGAAUUUCACUUCUGUGCUGAGUGGAACAGCCACCACACACCACACAGUGGGUGUGGGCACAGUGAGGUGAUGCAUUUCAGCAGUAGUGACAGCAACAGUGGGACACCUCUACUGGUGAGGUAUUUAUAGGCACAGCAUGUAGACUCCUGCUCAUCGAUGGUGAAAUUGCACAGCUAAUGGUGGUGACUGUGUUGAAAAAUAAUGUUUUAUAGCUGAGAAUGCACUCUGUCAAACACUCUUGUUGUGCUCUAUUUAGCUGUUCAAGUUUCCAUGGAAAUAAAUAGGAGGCAUUACUUUCAGAACGACCUAUGUAGCUUUGGUUGCCUUGCAGUUUCUCGCGAGAUCUGUCAGGGAUACGGUGAAUAGCAAACUUGAUUCAGAAAUAACUGAAUCUGCAGGUGCAUCCUUCUGUAGUGGAGAAGGUGUGAGAAACACGCUCAAGAUCAAAAAUUUCUAAUCACAGAUCAGGCAUAGAUCUCUGUGAAGAGCAGUUUAUUCAUUAUUGCAAUGAUGGGCGCGCAACCCAUUACUGAUAAGGGAGAAAUUGCAUAACCAGUCAGUGAAAUCCAUUCUGUUAUGUAGCCUGGGUCUGACACAGGUAAAGCCUCUCCUGGAACUCACUGGUUGAGUGUCUCAGGUUCACAAUCUUCCGACGCUGUUGCUGCAUUACACUUCCAUAGCUACAUUACACUUCUGUAGCUAUGUUAUGCUUCCAUACAAUGUCUGCUACCAACCCGUUGUCUUUGGGUACGUUCUGCACUUCUUAUAAUGAUAAGAGGACAAUAUUUUCAACAACCUGCACACCAGUUCUGUUCUGUGCCUGCUCUACUGCACACAAUUGCCUUACCUAGUGCCUGUGCCAAUUUUACCUAGGUCAGAACGCCCCAGUCUCAACUUUACUCUGUUCAGUAACUUUCUUUUAUGAAAGGCAGCUUAUCCUAUGCUACAUACAGAAAUACUGGAAAUUUCCACUGCAAAAACACAAUCCACCUCUGACAGAGGUGAAACUUGUCUCCUGAACGUGCCUCCCCAUUUCCUGAGCAGUAUAACAAAGCAUACUUUGCUAUGUCUUAACAUCAUUUUCCAUUCUCCUUCCUUUGUACUUACUAAUUGACUGACGCGCUCUGCUCUUCCCCACCUUACUGAAGCUCUUUUCAUAAAACAUCUCUCCAGUGCUGUGUGUGAAUUGAUCUUGUUUGAGGUGAGUGGGACUAUUGCCUGCAGGUUUCUCAUGGCCAAGAUUUUUCAGCUUGGAGACUGGUAUGUGCAAAGUUAUUAACAGAAUUUAAGAACUCACUCUGUUCAAAAUAUACUGGAUUGAUUAUAAAAUUCCUUCUGGAUUGCACUGCAACCUGGUAAAUACAGAAUAUACAAAGUACUUCUCUUUGUUUUGGCAGUUGCCGUGCCCCUAUAAAUAUCACUGAUGUUCAGCAGUAUAUUGAGAUAUCCUGUGAACGUUUGUUGCUUGGCUAAGCUUCACUAAUAGACUCUUCUACCAUAACAGGCAUGCUAUUUAAUCACUGGAAGACUUCACAUUUAUGUACAAAGCUAGGGGAAAAAGGAAGGCAAACAACAUUCAGAAAAGAGCUUGCACAUAAGUUCCUGUGUUUCCCAAGUUAGGAUUUGUGUCUUAUCUUUACUUGCUGAUGAAAUGGAUCAGGCACUAGGCACCAUUCAUUUAAACUGGUUCACCUUUCAACAACUAUUUCCUGCAAUUUCACAGCUUUUCCUCUGUCCUGCCUGUGGCUUUUAACACAUUCAAGCUUUUUUUUUUUUUUUUUUUUUUUUUUUUUUUUUUGUAUGUAUUUAGUUAGCAACUUCCUAAUACAAACAAGCUGCUUAUGUUGGUCCCUCUUGUGAACAGGCUGCCCAGGGAGGUGGUGGAGUCUCCUUCUCUGGAGACGUUCAAGACCUGCCUGGAUG
Lagopus muta (rock ptarmigan) is the source of this 4300-nucleotide messenger RNA. Its product is annotated as metalloprotease TIKI1-like. Gene Ontology annotation, molecular function: metalloendopeptidase activity. Gene Ontology annotation, biological process: negative regulation of Wnt signaling pathway. Gene Ontology annotation, cellular component: membrane. The coding region runs from base 52 to 1410 and encodes 452 amino acids. The record is from RefSeq and is a predicted model, not a curated record. The transcript has 7 exons. Lineage: Eukaryota; Metazoa; Chordata; Aves; Galliformes; Phasianidae.